AUGGACCCAAACAACCUCAAAGUCCAGGUAGAAGUGGAUCCUACUGAGGAUACUGAGUGGAAUGAUAUUUUGAGAUCUCAUGGAAUCAUACCAGAAAAAGAGCCAGACCCAACGGAGGAAUUGGAGAAAGCGCUGUCCGAAGCUGUGGAGAAACAGCACGCUAAUAGACUAGAACACAAAGAUUUAGAUGAAUUAGCUGCACUGGAAGACGAAGAAGACGAGGAGUUUCUGGAGGAAUACAAAAAGAAAAGAAUGGCAGAAAUACAAAAGUUGAACGAUAAGUCUUUGUUCGGUUCAGUAUAUCCUAUAUCUAAACCGGAAUAUCAAAAGGAAGUCACUGAAACCUCAAAAACAGCGUUUGUAUUCCUUCACAUGACACUUCAAAGUGCCCUACAAUCUCGUUUGUUGUCAGCAUUAAUGGUCACUUUGUCAUCUAAAUUUAAAGAAAUCAAAUUCUGCGAAAUCCCUGCCAACAGAGCUGUUGAAAAUUAUCCAGACGGUAACUGUCCAACAAUUUUGAUUUAUCAUAACGGGGAUGUGGUCAAGCAAUUCAUAACGCUAACGCAGUUGGGAGGAAAUGAUACAAAGGUUGAAGACUUGGAAAGGAUUUUGGUUUCUAUUGGAGCUGUGGAUGAACAUGAUAGACGAUUACUGAUAAAUAAUGAAGACGAAGAAAGCUCUGAAAAUAGAAAAAUCAGAUUUCAGGGCAAAUCAAUCAAAUCUAAAGCAUACGAUAGCGAAGAAGAUGAUGAUUUCUAUGAUUAA
Molecule: messenger RNA, 765 nt
Organism: Komagataella phaffii GS115
Lineage: Eukaryota; Fungi; Ascomycota; Pichiomycetes; Pichiales; Pichiaceae
Exons: 1
Coding region: 1-765 (254 amino acids)
Biological process (GO): protein folding
Cellular component (GO): cytoplasm
Source: RefSeq, a predicted model, not a curated record